AUACUUUGGCAAGUUCCCGACAAUUAUUUAUUCAAUUGCCUAUUCCACAAUUGAAGGCUCCAACCCGUUUCCAGAGACCGGUGUUUGAUAUCAAAAAACCUCUUGUGAAGAUUCUUGUUGGAGAUAUGGGUGGAAAUAGACGUGCAUUGGAAGUAUUAGAACAGGUGAUGCCAUCGAAUAUUGAUGAUUGUUGUGUUAGUGAUAUUAUUCAUCAAUUGCUUGUGGAAUUAGAAGAUAUUUACAGUAAUGUUCUUGCUCAUUCUGGCUCCUACAAAGUACUAUUAAGAGUAAUUUUGGGUAACACACCACUUAGCAUUCAUGAUCUCGUACCAGGUACUAAUCUGCGCCCAGACCAAUUUGCCAAAAUGGGUUUAAUUCGAUUUGAAAUUAAAAAUAGUGAGUUUGGCAGAUUAACUUGCCCUUAUGUGUGGUUAUGGUUGAUGGCACGCGCCGUUGAUGACCCAAUUCUUUUAAAUUGGAGAUUUGAUGAUUACAAUGAAAUUCAACACCUCCAUAAUCCUGAAAAAAUUCUACUAGGUGCGCAACUUUGGCAGAAUUUUGAACAGUUUGUGGCAGACUUCCGAGUAUUAAAGUCAUUAAUAUAUAAAGAAAAUGUAAAACUCACCAUCCACACAAUACACCUGGGUGGUGCAUUUGAUUCACGCAAUGACAAUAACAUUUACCUCAAGUCUAAGCCAUUCAGACUUGUUUCUUCUUCAUCUCGGGUUAGUACUAAGUCUGGUAGUGUAGCUUCUAUUAUACACGAAAAUGGAACAAUAGAUGCUACUGAUGGACAGCACUUGAUUUUAAAUGGUGAAGGUGCCUCUGCUGGUGAUGUAUUUUGUUACAUCACAGAAGAAACAUCCACGGGACAAGAAAGAAAUAUCACAGAGGUUUUGCAGACAAAGAAGCUUGAUCGUAAAACCAAUAUAUUACUCAAUAUGUAUCUUGAGGAAAGGAGCAAAGCUGUUGGCAUUAAUGAUAUAUUUCUUCUAGUAUCAACAGAAAAAAGUCAUAUAGAUGUUUCACAGCUUCCAGCACGUUCAGGGAUAGUUCAUCAAAAUAACUGGAAGGAAUAUUUUGGUCCAUUUGCUAGUAGAGCCUUUAUUUAUGCCAAUAUAGAACCACCGGAUAUUAACACAGCAAGUCGUGAUUGGUUUUCUGGUAUCGAUGGUAUUGGUCGCAAAUAUGCUGAUAUUAUAAUUAAGAAACGACCCUAUCAAUCCUUAGAAGAUUGUUAUUAA
Messenger RNA from Scutellospora calospora, 1244 nucleotides. The record is from the annotation of a GenBank genome assembly. Lineage: Eukaryota; Fungi; Glomeromycota; Glomeromycetes; Diversisporales; Gigasporaceae.